Volvox carteri f. nagariensis is the source of this 444-nucleotide messenger RNA. RefSeq lists its product as uncharacterized. The record is from RefSeq and is a predicted model, not a curated record. Gene Ontology annotation, biological process: lipid metabolic process. The transcript has 4 exons. Bases 1 to 444 code for a protein of 147 amino acids. NCBI's taxonomy places the organism in Eukaryota, Viridiplantae, Chlorophyta, Chlorophyceae, Chlamydomonadales, Volvocaceae.
AUGGUCUUGACAAACGGGUACUCUCUGGAGGAACACUUUUUGGAAACAGAAGACGGCUAUAUCCUCCGCUUAUUCCGAAUAGGAUCCGAAAUCCAGCUGCCCGGCGAUCCCCCCGGCGGCGGCAAGCCGGUAGUAUUCCUUCACCAUCCCUUAAUGGGCAGUUCAAUUGACUUCGUGGCGAUGGGUCCGAACCGCAGCUUGGCAUUUAUACUUGCAGACGCAGGCAACAGUUACGAUGUCUGGCUCGCUAACGUCCGCGGCAACCGCUUCUCUCGCAACCAUUCCCGGCUGGAUCCCGAUGCGCCGUCCGACGUGGCGUCAUUCUGGUCUUUCAGUUGGGACGAGCAUGCAUCCUUGGACCUGCCUGCCUCGCUGGACUUGGUUGCGCAAGUGACGGGCCAGGACACCGACAUGCUGUUCGUGGGAUAUUCCCAGGCAAGAUGA